GCCCUCGAUUGUUUGACACCUCUAAAACAGUGGCCAAAAACAAAACUCCGACAUGUCACCGAAAUACACGCACGCGAUUGUGGCCAGAAUCUCGGAGGCCCUACUCGAGAGCGGGCCGUUCGAUGUGAAAUUGGCUAAACGCCAGCACGAACAAUACUGCACUUUGCUGCGGGAGAUUGGCCUGGAUGUCAUUGAGCUGCCGCCCGACGACCUGCUGCCGGAAGGCGUCUUCGUCGAGAACAGCGCUGUGAUCUGCAAUGGAGUGGCUCUCAUAGGCCGAUCGGAUAAUGCCAAGCGUCGACGCGAGGCCGCCAGUAUGGCAAUCAUUCUAAAGAAAGAGCUUGAAAUUCCCGUUAUAGAAAUAGACGAUCCUCAUGCCAGGCUAGAUGGCGGGGAUGUGCUCUUUACGGGACGAGAGUUUUUCAUUGGCAUAUCUGGGUGUACCAACGAAGAAGGUGCGCGAGCCGUAGCCAUGGCAUAUCCCGAGUAUCCAGUCACACCAAUUCGGGUCAAUGGAUCGAAACGUUUAAAAUACUACGUCACCAUGGCCGGCCCGGAUGUUCUGUGUGUAAGCAAGAGUGCACCGUGCCAGGAGAUCGUGAAGCGGAUGGAGCGAGAGGCCAGCUUCACUUACCAGAAGCUAACGCUACCCGAGGAGAGUGCGGCCAAUAUGUUGUACAUAAAUGGAACCAUUGUCCACAGAUCCCCUACGGAAAUUCCAGAUGCAUACAAGACUUUGAAGGAGAAAAUUGACAUUCCAACACGCAAUAUAAACAUAAGCGAAUUUAGCCAAUACUCCAGUGGGCUGACCUCUUCCUGCCUCUUGCUGCGACGCUGGAAGUCCAUACGCAGCAUCUGAGACGAGUGGAUAUGCCGAUAUGAGAAAUUGCCAUCAGAAACUCGCAGAGACAGCACUAUGUGUCACCAUGGUGUCCACCAUGGUGACAUCUAUCAGCAAUAUCGUAUUAUAAUUUACACAUUUCUUGUUAUUGUUCUAAAUGUAAGAUAAAAUAUUUAAUAUUGACUUAAACGAACAUCCUGAUAGUCGCGCCAACGGUUAUGAUAAUUGCGAUGAUCUCUUUACUCCAUUUGGCAUUAUUUUCUGAAUCAUUUAAUUCGUUAUGGACAUCAUCAUCAAAACCAUCAAGAUGAUCACACCUAGGUCCCUCUCUAUAAAUUCGCAGCUGAAUUCAGAAAAUAAAUUACCUUAUAAUUA
Molecule: messenger RNA, 1216 nt
Organism: Drosophila obscura
Lineage: Eukaryota; Metazoa; Arthropoda; Insecta; Diptera; Drosophilidae
Product: N(G),N(G)-dimethylarginine dimethylaminohydrolase 1
Exons: 5
Coding region: 53-859 (268 amino acids)
Biological process (GO): arginine metabolic process; positive regulation of nitric oxide biosynthetic process
Molecular function (GO): dimethylargininase activity; amino acid binding
Source: RefSeq, a predicted model, not a curated record